Messenger RNA from Rhopalosiphum maidis (corn leaf aphid), 1634 nucleotides. It is a transcript of the gene nac, whose product is annotated as GDP-fucose transporter 1. Gene Ontology annotation, molecular function: antiporter activity. Gene Ontology annotation, biological process: GDP-fucose import into Golgi lumen; protein O-linked glycosylation via fucose. Lineage: Eukaryota; Metazoa; Arthropoda; Insecta; Hemiptera; Aphididae. The record is from RefSeq and is a predicted model, not a curated record. Gene Ontology annotation, cellular component: Golgi apparatus. The transcript has 6 exons. The coding region runs from base 440 to 1441 and encodes 333 amino acids.
UUGACGUAUUUAUUUUUUAGUAAUAUUAUUGUUUACCGUUUAAUCACUGUUAUUAUCGAUUAAUAACUGAUUAUUAAUGAUUUGUGCGUUAUAACAAAAACAUAAUAUUUUUCGUGUCCACGGACAGACGUUUGACGAACGCCUCGCGUGUAUCCAUUACAGGCGGCGUUUUUCGUUUUUUCUAAAAUUAUUUUGAUGUUUGAAUUUCGGAACACGUACAUUACCGUGAUAAGGGUUUCAGUCAAAAACGUAUGCUUUUUUUGUGCAAAUAGAAUAGGAUAAAAUUUUUGUAACUACUAACGAUGUAGUUAAACAGUUGUAGUCGUUGUGUGUCGUUUACCAAAAGUGUAUGUGACACGGAACGAAUACCUAUACCUACUCAAGUAUAUUUAGUAUAUAUACUAGUUACCAUUCACUCAACAUUAUUUGUCACAUAAAAAUGUCAUAUUUUGGGAUGAAGCUCGAUACUUUAUCGUUGAAAUAUAUCCAAAUAUUUUUUGUUGUCGUUGUUUAUUGGGUGAUAUCUAUUCUUACAGUAUUUGUAAAUAAGACUUUAUUGAGUGUUAAUCAACUAGAUGUGGAUGCUCCUAUAUUUAUUGCGUGGUUCCAGUGUUUUGUUUCAGCAAUAAUUUGUUUUGCGUUAAGUCGUUUGUCUAAGAUAUUUCCAAAAGUAGUACAGUUUCCUGAAGGAAAUCCAUUUAAUCCACUCACUGUUAGAAAUGUAUUGCCAUUAUCAAUAUUAUAUAUUUCAAUGAUAUCUACUAAUAACUAUUGUCUAAAAUUUGUUGAUGUUACAUUUUAUUAUGUGGGACGAUCGCUUACAACAGUAUUCAAUGUCAUACUUUCCUACUUAAUAUUAGGUCAAACUACUUCAAUUAGUUGUCUCCUUUGUUGUUUUGCUGUAGUGUGUGGAUUUUUUUUGGGAGUAGAUCAAGAAAAUCUUUCAGGUUCAUUUUCAUUGGUUGGAACAUUAUUUGGAGUUUUAAGUUCAUUUUCUUUGGCAUGUUACUCUAUUCAAAUCAAAAAAGUUCUACCUGUUGUUAAUAACCAAAUUUGGCUUCUUUCUUACUUCAAUAAUGUAUAUGCUACUAUAUUAUUCAUUCCACUUUUAGCGUUUGAAGCUAAAGAAUUGAGUAAUUAUAGUAAACUGACUGAAUAUAAAUUUUUAUUUCUUAUGAUAAUUGGUGGUGUCUGUGGACUUUCAAUUGGUUACGUAACAGUACUUCAAGUACAAGUAACAUCACCAUUAACUCAUAAUAUAUCUGGUACAGCAAAAUCAUGUUUCCAAACAGUAUUAGCUUCAUUUUGGUAUAAUCAAUGGAAGUCUUCUAUAUGGUGGGUUUCAAAUGUUAUUGUAUUGGGAGGAAGUGCUGCAUAUACUAUUGUAAAGAACAGAGAAAUGGAAAAAAAAUACCGGCCAAUAGUGUACAAUCGUUGCUAGUUUUAUUUAUUUAAUUUAUUUUCUUACUAUUUUAUAUGAGUUAAGCUUUGACCAGUUUUUUUAUAAAUUAUUUUUAUACUCUUAAUACCUUAUAUAAGGUAAAGUGUCAGCCACCCGCAGGCUCCAAAGCAAAUUUGAGUAGCCCACAUAAUGUUUUUUUUUUUUCAUGAAAAUAAACAAUCUAUUACAAGAA